GCGCCAGGUGGCGCGAUGUCGUUCUAUUCUCGUCCGCGCAGCGGCUCCCUGUCGGCGGCCUCGGGGCGCUUCUAUCCGGCUUCUUCCGCGGGCUCCGUGCGCGGCAGCUCCAGCGGUUCGGACUCCUGGUUCUCGUUGUCCCGGCUGCACGCGGCGCUCCCGGCGGCGCGGGCCAGCGCGGAUGUGGCUCCCGCCUGGCUGGGCCCGGGCCGGCAGCAGGAGGCGCUGCAGGGCUUGAACGAGCGCCUGGCCGGCUACCUGCAGCGGGUGCGCGGGCUGGAGGUGGCCAACCGAGCUCUGGAGGAGGAGAUCGCCGCCAUCCGAGCGCGCAAGGCCGGCGCCAUCGGCCAGAAAGACUGGGAAGCCUGCGAAAGGCCCCUGGCCGAGCUGCGCAAGCAGGUGAGGGGCACGGCUGAAAGGUACGGGGUGAAACUCCUGGCAGGUGGGAAAGGGAUGCGAGCGGAGGGGACGCAAAACGCUGGUGGGCUUGGCGAGAGAGGAUACUAGAGCACCUUUCAGGUGAUUCUCCAUCUCCAGGUACGGAUGGUUAUCUGCAGAUCAUUCCAGCACUUCAUAGGACCCCAACACAACUACGCCCACCAAGGCCACGGUUCGUUCCACGCACGUUUUCUUCCCCACUAUGUUCAAUGGAACUCGCUGGAAAGCGUGCAUUGCUAGCGUUUUGCUGCCCGAGUGUUUGUACUGCUGGUAAAUCCAGGCGAUUCAGGCAAAUGAGCAAGAAGGCAAGUGCAAACGAUAAAGGCAUGGGUAGAAAGGUCAGAAACUGGGCGAGUAGAGUCAGUGGCCAAGGGGAUACAUUGACCUAAUACAGGUUGAAGGCCAAGAGAGAAUGGUGGAAAGCAGAACUGGAGGAGAACUGGGGCAAAGGAGCCAGACUCGGCCCUAAACCUAUUUGCAAUAUGGAUAUAUUAUUUUCCUAUCUUCCAGUGUUUUAAAAGUGCCACAGAGCACUUCAUGUACAUGGUAUUGCCAUAAUCCAUAUAAACACCAAUGAAAAGCAUAUGGAAUUGCUAAAUACUAAAUUGGAGGAGAUGCACUUUGGAUUCUAGAAUAAAGUGUUGUGUGCGCGCGUGUGCAGUCUAAAUGUUUUCCCAGCUUUUCCAGAAAGCAACCAAGCACCCUCUCCACACCCAUAUAACUUUUUGAUCCUGUUUUCUCUUGACAGUUUAGCAACAGUCUGGUUAAAAAUACAAGCUUAUUCCCCCACUCCCUUUCUGUAAGAAUUGUAUGGAAAUAAAACCCCUUCUUGAUAGACUUUCUUUUCUUUCUUGUACGGGAUGCUUGCAUGUCCAAACAAAGGAGGAUCCAGACACUCCCCAAAUGUGGGGAUGUAAUAACUUCCUUGGAAAAAAAUCACCUAAUCCUCCCCUUUCUAACACCUGCCUCCCCCCAAAAAAAGAAAGCACAGCUGGUUUCAUAGUGAGGCAUACAACUCCAGUUGUUUCCCUGUUGUAAGCUCAUAUUCGAAAAGCUGAGUGUAGCUGGAAAUCCAAGCCCUUGGUUUGGUAGGUGUAGCUUUCUUUUCAGGCUAAUAUCCUUGGAUUACCUGUUUGACCACCUAGUGGAAUCUACCUUUCUGCCCAACUGGUUUUCAGCAUGUUCUUGUAACACCAGGGUUGAAAGGUGCUGAGAUGUGCAGCAUCUAACCAGGUAGAUUCAUUCAUAGGAAAUUUCCCAGAGCUGAGCAUUGGCUAGCAGCUCAUCAGCUUUUUAUAGGUGGUUUGCAAGGGCUAGUCCACCCAUAAUGCACUAGAGUGGCUCAAAAUGAGGGGUAGUUUGUGUGUUGAGUUAUUAUGUUCUUAUCCCACUGUUCAGACAUUGACUCCCAAAGUGGUUCACAUCAGUUUAAAAGAAAAAGGAGGAAGGGUGCUCCUGGAACACAACGUUUGACAGGGAAUCACAUGGAACAUGAUCCAACUAGGAUACACCCAGCCUGUAGAGAAGAAACAACAACACAUCUUAUUGAUGUAGUGGUAUAUGACAGAACAGGAACACUGAAUUGAAGAUUCAGUCAUUCAGAUUUUCAUUACCAACAAGUUACACAUCAACACAAUGGAGUCUCAUAAAUGGCCUGCUCUGGAUAUCACAGAGCAAACAUUGCAGCCAUCAGUUCCUAUUUUAAUUUUGUAUAACCAAAUGCAAUGGUUCAAAGAACAUGUCUGCCAUGCAUUUGAAAACAAAUAUGUUCAUUUGUUUUGCAAAUACAUUUGAUUAUUCAGGCUGCAACCCUCUAGGUCCAGCUGAUUUUCAACAGGAGCCGAGAAUAUGGGAUUGAUGCAAACCAAUUUGAACACGGUGGGAUUUUUGCAUAGGAUUGUGUUGUACAUGCAUUACUGAUAUACAACUGCUCCUUCCCAUGUCAGGUGGAAGACCUCAAUUUGGACAAUGUUAAGCUGCUUCUGCAAAUCGAUAAUGCCAGGUUGGCAGCUGAUGACUUCAAGCAUAAGUAAGUUGUUUUGUUUACAAACCUUUACAAAAACUGUACCAUAAAAGCAGGCCUGUGGAAAGAGUGUAUAAUUCUACUCCAGACACCUAAAUGUGAGGAGAAAUCACAAUGAAGUCUCUUGGGGUGUUUGCGUGUUGAAUUCCAUAUGCCAAAGAAGAUUCAAAAAUAAAAACUGGGAUCCCUUGAAAAUGUUGCUUUCUCACAGGUUCAAAGUGAAACAUUCUCACUUUCUAAUCAAUUAAUUUAACACUCUUCAGUGUUAACUGGCUAUCACACUUUUAGCGUAUGUUACUUUUUGUGGAGGAAUUUUACUAGCGCAGUUCUUGAGGUUCUACAUUGAAAUUAAUAUUUGACACACAAUUGCAAAUUUGUUAAUGUUUCUAGUCCUUAUGAUUGCAUUGUCUGUAAAUGAUACCUGGUUCAUGAGGAUAGAAUCUCUGUUCUAUACAUGGCUAAUUGUCUGUUCCUUGGGACCUCUACUCAUGACCUCCAACCCUGACAUCCUUCCUGCACCUUAUUUACUCAUCUCUUUCUUCAGCUAUGCUGCACCUCACAAUAAAUUCUGUAAAUUUGAUUAUAUGUGGCUUGGAGCCACCAUGUCCCAGGUUCACUCCCUGGCAUCUCCAGGGAGGGGCUAGGAAUGUCUCCUGCUUAAAACACCAGGAAGUUGCUGACAGCCAGUGUUGCUAAAUGGACCAGUGGUCUAACUCAAUAGGAGGGGAGUGGUGUUUGUUGGAUUCUUGUUCCUUGUCAGUUUUAUAUUGAUUGAUUGGUGUUUUUAUUCUUUGUAGUUGGCUUUUAUCACAUGAACUGCUUUGAGAUUUCAUAGCUGAAUGAUGGGAUAGAAAUUUAACAUUUGUUUUUAAAACAUACACAUAUAAGCCAUAUGACUAUGUGAACCUGUGAGCCAUAUAUAUAUAUAUAUGUGUGUGUGUGUGUGUGUGUGUGUGUGUGUGUGUGUGUGUUUGAAAAGCUGCUGCUAAAUUUUUGAGAGAGACAUGCAUCUAAUCCUACACUCAGACCAGAGACAACAGAGUACCAGCUAUAUCCCAAUGGCCAUGAAAAUAGAUUAAUAUAUUAAAAUACUAAUAUCAAUAUUUAAAUCAUGUUAACCCUCACCCCCAAAUGUGGAGGUGGUCUGGGAAAAUACCUGAGCAUGAUUUACACCCGGGUCUGAAAGGUUAAGUGAAAGUCUGUUCCAUUACUUGCACUUGGUUUCAGCCUUGCAACUUGUUUGUUCAUUUGUUUCUUGUUUCCUCCUUCCCUUCUUCCAGACUGGAUGCAGAGCAGGCUAUGUGUGACAGUGUGCAAAAGGACACACACGGGUUGCGCAAAAUGAUCGAUGACACCAACUAUUCCCGCUUGAAGUUGGAAGGGGAACUGGAGUCCCUCAGAGAGGAGCUGGCUCACUUGCGCAAAAGCCACCAUGAGGUAACAGUAUGGCGAGAGCUGCGUCUGAACCCACCUGUGUGUCUAGCCCCAGGUAUUCAACACACAGCUCUGAGAGGAUUGGAAUAUUUCCCAUGGAGUCAGUAUGUGUGUCCAUAGUAAAUAUAUGCUUGCCCUUAACCUUAUAGCCAAUAACGACAUCCCCCCCCCCCGAGGAAUAAAGAAAGCUUACAUGGAAUGAAAGAUGCUUCUUCAGGCUACAACUAUGCAGACAACAAGCCCUACGGUUCAUACACACCUUAAUUAUGAGGGUAAAAUAAAGGCCUUACCUAAACAUGGAGAGUGAGUACACCUGAUCUGGUCAUAAGUGGAGCACAAGUCAGGGAUAGAUAACUGUACCUUCCGUGAGAGUUAAGAUCUCCCCUUCAGGAUCCUAUGUCAACAAGCCAAUAGUAUCUCUCCCCAAGCUGUGAUUUAGCAAAGCACAAGGAUGAUCCUUGAGAAUGUAGAGCAAAAAGGAGGGCCUGUUGUGUGAGCUACCUAACCACUGAAAAUCUGGGGUUCAAAUACUAUUUUGAGCCAACUGAGUGAGUGAAUAAUCUGACACCUUAAACCCUUUGAAGCAUUGUUUAUUUCCUGCAAGUUUGCCAUUGUGUCCUGAGAUAAGUUUGAAACUGAGUGGUCACAACAUUAGUUCGGGAUAACCAACAAGUUACCCAUACAUUUCCUGAAUAAUUUACUUUUGAAAGAAGAUUUUGUUGCCCAUGUGAAAUCCAAUUCCUCCUUAUGGGAGGGUGAUGAUUAAACUUCUCUGGAAACUAGAGAUCAGUAUGCUGAUCUUUACAGUAAAACUGUCUGCUACCCCUAUUAGGUCAUGUCUAAGGUAGGAGCUGGUACCAGAGUCGUGCAUAAUUUGUUAAGGGGUAUAUUUUAUAGUAAAGCUAUGACAGCUGCACUGAUGCCAUGAUCUGCAGUAAUAAACCAUGUAAAAAGUCCAGACUAGCAUCCAUUGUUACAACAGAUACAGCUGAGAGAUAUCUCACGCUGCAGACAUAAUGCUAUUAUUACUAUUAAUAGUAAUAUUAUUGGUAGUAGUAGUAGUAGUAGUAGUAGUAGUAGUAUACCACCUUUUAUCCAUCAAUCUCAGGGCUUUUCUUUUCACAACACAAAAUUCCAAUAUAAAAAGAAGAAGAAGAAGAGGAGUUUGGAUUUGAUAUCCCGCUUUAUCACUACCCUAAGGAGUCUCAAAGCGGUUAACAAUCUCCUUUCCCUUCCUCCCCCAAAACAAACACUCUGUGAGGUGAGUGGGGCUGAGAGACGUGUGGGGAAGUGUGACUGGCCCAAGGUCACCCAGCAGCUGCAUGUGGAGGAGCAGAGACACGAACCCGGUUCACCAGAUUACGAGUCUACCACUCUUAACCACUACACCCUCUAGAUCCCUUGGAAGCAUGUUCUGAGAAAAAUGUGUGGGGACACCUGGCAGUGUGGUACUUACGAUUUAAACUCUUAAAAUAGAAGGGAGAUGAGACAUUAGUAAACAAUAGGAAAGUGUACAUAUACUUCAGGCUUCUCUGUGGAGACAAAUGCUUCCCCCCAAAGGCCAUAUUGAUCUCUGCCCCCUAACAGGCUUUCUCCCUUUCUGCAUGGUCUGCAGGAAGUAGAGGCCCUCAAUGCUCUGAUCGCCAAAUCUGACAUAACAGUGCAGGUGGAUAAUCCACAGAAACAUGACCUGAGCGAGACCAUCGCUGAGAUCCGCAACCAGUAUGAGAAAAUGGCUGAGCAGAGCCGUUCCGAGGCUGAGGACUUGUACAAAACCAAGGUGAGGAGGGAGCUAGGGAAGGGGAAGAGCAGGGAAGGGACAGAAAAUGGGUUGAGUUCACAUUUAAAGGCAAAUCUACCUAAUUCACUUUCCCCCCCAAAACAAUAUGCAAACUUGAAACCCAGCCACUGUUCAGAAUUCACACUUCUCUGAAUUUUGGAAUGCCUUUCUUCAGCCAAGCAGGAAUGCAUAUACAGUGGAACCUCGGUUUUCGAGCGUCUCGGAAGCCAAACAAUUCGCAACCCGAACGCCGAAAACCUGGAAGCGAAUGCUUGUUUUUGAACGUGCCUCGGAAGUCGAAUGGCUUCCGAGGCGCAUUUCUCCAUUUUCGCAAUGGAAUUUGCCGAUCGCCCAUUGAACCUCGGUUGUCAAACGUUUCAGAAGCUGAACGGUCUUCCGGAAUGGAUUAUGUUCGACAACCAAGGUUCCACUGUACUAAGGUAAAGUAUGCAUUCAAUGGCAGGUAGCAGUGGAAAGAACGUACCGAAAAUCAUUGUAUUUGGGGAGGCUGCUGUGCAAAAACGAGUAUACAGAAAUGAGUAUACUUGCCUACAAACGUGUGUAUCAGGAGAAACUCAUUAAAAUGCUGAUCAAUUUUUUCACGGGGACCUUUAAAAAACAAUAAUCACAAAAUGACAUGGAAAUGUGGAGAACUGAUGAUUGGAAAAUUGAAAAACUGUGGGAAACCAACAAGAUUACUGCAUCCCUAGGAGGGAGCAUGGCUCUCUGCCCCACUCUAACUUCCCUUUGCCAUUACUGUUCGCCCUUGCAGUUUGACUCCAUGUCUCAAGAAGCAGAUGUGCAUGCCCAGGCGCUGGAAGAAGCCAAAAGCGAGUUGACAGAGCUUCGUCGGCAGCUCCAGGGAAUAGAGAUUGAACGCCAGACUCUGCAGAAAAUGGUAAGAAGAGGGGUGCCCUCUUUCUUUCCCAAUUCCCAGUAUAGGCCAUAAGAGGCUCUCCUGAGCAGUGAAUAACUUCUUCCUGCAAAUUAUAAGCAUGCAACAGGCAGUGAAGAAGUACCACUACUUAUUUUAUAGCAGGAGUGUCGUCUUCUGUCAUGCUCUUUGUCAAUCAUCUGCGUAUCAAAAUUAUUCAUUUAUUAUUACAGUUCUACCCCAUCUUCCUUGCAAAGAGCUCAAUCUGGCAUCCAUGGCUCUCCCUACCUCCCCAUUUUAUUCUCACAAUAACCCUGUGGGGUAGGUUAGGUUGAGAGUUGGGAACUGGCCCAAGGCCACCCAGGGUCUUAAUUCAGCACUUGUAACCAAUACACCCCUGUGACUCUAGAUACAGUUUUUCCUCAGAGAUGAAAUCCAUCAAAUAAGAGGUCUGUUACAUCAGAAUGCACAGCUAAGGGUUGAACUUAGAAUUAAAGGAACUGCCCCUCAAAGCAAAAUACCUUUAUUAUGACCAAUCAACUUGGAGUGAAGUGAGGAAGAGCUGGCUUGAAAUCUGUUGCUGCUAAAGAGAGACGUUGUGAUGACCCUGCUCACCCCCAUUCUAUGAAUACAAACUGACCUGACUUCAACACUAGCAAUGGCUCGUGGUCCUUCACAUCAGAGGGCAGCCGGCUAGCUAAGGAGUGCUGGACCAGUGAUCCAUAUCCAUUUUCUGGGACAGCCACUGCACCCUAUGCAAGCUGAGUCAGCCCAGACUUCUCACACCUGUGGUUGCUGGGCUCCAGGAGUGACAGAUGCUACUGUAAGAAAAGGACACACACUUUUGCUCCAAGCUGGCUUAGCAUCGCUGGGCAGCUUCGCCGGGCAGCUUCCUCCCGGCACGGAGCGGAGCCCGCCACCCACUGCAGCCAUACCCGGUGUAUAAGACGACCCCCAACUUUUUAACUUCGUUUCUGGGGUUAAAAAGUCGUUUUAUAUGCUGAAAUCUACGGUACUCUUAAAGCUCUGCUCAGCUUCAGAAGCUGUUUUUUGUGAGUCAACACACGUGAGGAUACUAGUGUUGAAAGAACAAAUCUAAAACUAAUUAAACUAAGAGAGCUGCUCUUACAGAAUUUGUGGAGUCCUGGCCAAUAUUCACUCAUUUUUGAUGAUGCUAUAUGCCUAAUUCUGUAUAAAAGUUAGGGUAUCAAAUUUUGUUCACUGCAUAAGCCCAAACCAUUUUGUGAUGCAGAUAGACACGCUGGAGAAUACCUUGAAGAACACAGGAGAGCACUAUCAAAAUGAAAUGACCAAUCUCAACCAUAUCAUUGCCAAGCUGCAAGAUGAGCUGGCAGCCUGCCGCGCUGACUUGGAGAGCCAGGCCCGAGACUAUGAGGCCCUGCUAGACCUCAAGACCAAGCUAGAGAACGAGAUUGAACACUACCGUAGCUUGAUCGAGGGGGCAACAGACAGGUAACAAAGGGUUAUGCCCCCUGACUUCCUUCCUUGUACUUCUUGGUCAUAUGCCUGUUGAAUGUCCCUGGAGUUCUUCCACCAGGCUCACUUUCGCUUCCCCAACCUACAUUUGACAGGAAGCUGCAGCCAUUCCUGGCUCCCUGGUUGGUUUUUCUGUAUGAUCCAUGCUACCAAGUUUGAUUCACAAUAUGACAUUGGUAGGGGGGCAGGUUUUCAGAAAUCUACAUCUGCUAGUUUGCCAGCCACUCCAUCCAGUCAAAAUUCUGUGUGAUGUAUCUAUCCAUAGGACAUAAUUUUUCUAGCGCUGCAUGUAUCUGAAAAUACUUGCUUCCUAAUAAAAAUAUACCAGGAGCUACCUUCACAUUGGGCAUAGCAUCAAGUUACAAGGUUAAUAAUUCUAUCCUCUUUUCUUUAUAAUCAUUUGUGGUUUGCUGUUCUUCCCUCAAUUAGGGUAGUAAAAGAUUAAGUAAAUCUGCAUCCUAACUAGGUCUGAACCAUCACAACCUUCAGUUAUAUAGCUAGAGAUGAAACCAGUACAUGACUGACUUAGCUGUCUCUGAGCUGACUGCCUUGUGGGACAGAGGAGCCAACUCAGUUUCUGCUUUUUCAUGAAUUGGGGAGACCAUUAGCUAAGGCAGGUGGUUUUCAGGUAUAGAAUGGGAAGACACUUGCAUCUUUCAGAACAGCAUAAAGGGGAAAACCCACUGGUGCUGUUUCUCUUAUCAUUGUAGCCGUGUGAUGUGACAAGGUGUCUACUAGUGAAAUUUUGUCUCUAAAACCAUUACUAAAGAUGCAGGAGCCCUCAUGGCAUCUGAUGCUGGCAGCCUCGUUUUUGUCAGGCUACGAGUGAUAGAAAGGUUGCGAACAAUCAUUUAAGUCCCUUGAGUAACCCCACUGACUUUGGAGGAAACAAGGCAGCAGAUGGGAAAUAUGGCUGUAGAAGCUAAUGCAAUGUGUUCGGUGGCACAGGUGUGUAAGCAAAUCUGUAGCAGGAAGCCCUCACAGUAAGCAAAUCAUCCUAGGAUGAAGCAAACAAAUGGCUGCCAUGUUUUGUAUUUUCAGAGGGGAGUUGCAGAACUCAGGCAAAGCAGGUAAGUUCUCCUCUAUGAUGUAGCAGUAGACAUUACUUAGCACAGUGCUGCUUGCUUCUGCAUGUCUGUGUCUGCCUGAAACCUGCUUGUUGAUCUCCCGGCCUCACAGUUCAAACACUCUCCCAGGCUUUGUUGUUUGCUUUUCUACCAACAGGACUCUUUUGGCUGUGGCUUGGUGUGAAAAACGCUAAACUGAGUAAAUUGUUCAACAUGCACAGGGGCUCCAAGCACAGUGCUGUAUCAAGCCAGUUGGCUGUACCCAAGUAUCUUCAGGAAGUCAGUUUUAUGCAUCGGAGGAUGUAAUGCACAUAUACAAAGCUUGAACUCAUAUUUACCAGUGUAUACCCUAGGAACCAGCCCUGUUUCUCAUUGACAAGCAGCAGUUGCAGUCUCAAUUGAAAGCUGCACAGGUGUCCUCAAGGUGGAGGUUGCAUUUAGCAGCGUCAAAAGGCAGUCUUCAGGCUUUUUUCUUUUUUAAAAAAGCAAGUUUUUGAUCUCUGAUCUAGUCUCCCGAGUCCAUCCUAGGCUUCGCACUCUAACCAGUUACUCUUUAUUCCUCUUUUGCAGACACCAGGAGACAGACCAUUAAGAAGGUAGUGGUCACCACACAAGAAAUUGUGGAUGGGCGAGUGGUGACUCAGAGAUCUGAGGAAGUGAUUCAGUAGGCUUGUCCAGUGUGGUGUUUGCUAAUCCCUGUAUCAAGUUCCUUUUACUGCUGAAUAAAAGAAACAAUGUUUAGCAACUCU
Molecule: messenger RNA, 9862 nt
Organism: Podarcis lilfordi (Lilford's wall lizard)
Lineage: Eukaryota; Metazoa; Chordata; Lepidosauria; Squamata; Lacertidae
Source: the annotation of a GenBank genome assembly